This is a messenger RNA of Iphiclides podalirius (scarce swallowtail), 435 nucleotides long. The record is from the annotation of a GenBank genome assembly. Lineage: Eukaryota; Metazoa; Arthropoda; Insecta; Lepidoptera; Papilionidae.
AUGAAGAAGUUCCAUCUAAAUAAGCUGGCAGUGCAACGGUCGCUGACUACUAUUGCACCAAUGGGCGGGCUCAUCCGAAAAGACCGUAUAGAAGUGCGCAAGACGCGGGCCAAGAUCGGCCUCGGGGUGACCCUGUCGCUCGAGCCGGACGGCGUGUGGCUGUACAACCGCAGCCAGGAGCCGGUGUUCGUGAGCUCGCCGGCCCUGGACGCGGCGGCGGCGCGCGCGCUGCUCGUGUGGCGCGUGGCGCCCGGCCACUGCCUCUGCGUGUUCGACCCCGCCGCGCCGCCCGCGCCCCUCUGCCCCCCGCACGUGGGCCCCGUCGACCCGCGCUCCGUGCGCAUCUCCUUCGCCAAGGGCUGGGGGCCCAAGUACUCGCGCCGCGACGUCACCGCGUGCCCCUGCUGGCUCGAGGUGCUGCUGGCCCCGCCCAGC